Molecule: messenger RNA, 1006 nt
Organism: Sinocyclocheilus grahami
Lineage: Eukaryota; Metazoa; Chordata; Actinopteri; Cypriniformes; Cyprinidae
Product: coiled-coil domain-containing protein 47-like
Exons: 8
Coding region: 146-1006 (286 amino acids)
Biological process (GO): endoplasmic reticulum calcium ion homeostasis
Cellular component (GO): endoplasmic reticulum
Molecular function (GO): calcium ion binding
Source: RefSeq, a predicted model, not a curated record
GAUCUUUUCUUAUCCUUGUUGUCAGGGUUCGCACAGCAUUGUGGGUAGAGCAGGUCAGAUGACCCUCGCCUCUCCUGUGAGGGGUACAGCUGCUGUCACACACUGUUAGCCACUGAAGGAAACACCGACAUUUACAGGUUGAGCCAUGAGGCACCUGGUCUUCCUCCUCCCAGCCCUGCUGCUGCUGCUGGCCCUGCCGGACACUAGGGGGCGCUACAAUGAUGACUUUGAUGAUGGUGAGGACAUCGCUGAGUUUGAUGACAAUGACUUUGCUGAGUUUGAGGAUGUCAGCGAGGACCCAGCAGUGGAUGUGCAGAAAGAGCCACCCCCACGAGCAGCCCCCGCAUCUACACCCAUAGAGGACGACGAAGACGAGGCCACAGUAGAGAACGAAGACGGCCAGGAUGAGUUUGAAGAUGCUGAUGCACAAGAUCAAGACAUGUACAGCAAGUAUGACAACGAGGAGUUUGAGGGCUAUGAGAAGACCAACCCUUCUUUCAAAAACACUCUUAUAUACAGAGAGGUCCCAGCACACCUUCAGAACAGCUGGGAGAGUUAUUACAUGGAGAUCCUGAUGGUCACGGGUCUUCUUGCCUAUAUUAUGAACUACAUAAUUGGCAAAAACAAGAACAGCAGACUUGCCCAGGCUUGGUUUAAUUCCCACAGAGAACUUCUCGAGAGCAACUUUGCCCUCGUGGGGGAUGACGGUACCAGUAAGGAGGCCACCAGUACGGGGAAACUGAACCAGGAGAAUGAGCACAUCUACAACCUGUGGUGCUCAGGACGUGUCUGCUGUGAGGGGAUGUUGAUUCAGCUUAAGUUUUUGAAAAGACAGGACCUGCUGAAUGUGUUGGCCAGGAUGAUGAGACCAGCCUGUGAUCAAGUGCAAGUCAAAGUGACUUUGAAUGAGGAGGACAUGGACACGUUUGUGUUUGCCGUGGGGAGUCGGAAGACCGUGGCACGGCUGCAGAAAGAGAUGCAGGACCUGAUUGGAAAGAUCCAUUAA